UAGAAGUCUUGGCUACAAUACAAACAGUGAUGGAAAACACAUGAGCAGUAACAAGUUUUAAUCUCGCUCCUCAGUACUAACAUGGACUAAUCUGUGGAAGCAGUUUAUUCUAGUAUCACCCAGGGUGCAGCCACACCAGGACUGUGUUGAAAGGUGUUUUUUUCUUUUAAAUGUAGUAUCUCCUCAUCUUUUCUUCUUACACAGUUCCUGAGAACAUUUACAUUAUAGAUAACUAGUACAUGGUGGAUAACUUCUACUUUUAAGAGGACUACUCUCUUCUGACAGGAAAAAGCAAGCCUGUGUUGAGAUGUUAAAGCUGAUUUUUUGGUUCUGGGAAAUUGUAACCAGUUGGGACUUGGAGGGACUCGUCUUCUACACUAAGAUAACAUGAAGGAAUACGUGCUCCUAUUAUUCCUGGCUUUGUGCUCUGCCAAACCCUUCUUUAGCCCUUCACACAUGGCAUUAAAGAAUAUGAUGCUGAAGGAUAUGGAAGACACAGAUGAUGACGAUGAUGAUGAGGAGGAGGACAACUCUCUUUUUCCAACAAGAGAGCCAAGAAUCCCCUUUUUUCCAUUUGAUCUGUUUCCAAUGUGUCCAUUUGGAUGUCAGUGCUAUUCACGAGUUGUACAUUGUUCAGAUCUAGGUUUGACCUCCGUUCCAACCAACAUUCCAUUUGAUACUCGAAUGCUUGAUCUUCAAAACAAUAAAAUUAAGGAAAUCAAAGAAAAUGAUUUUAAAGGACUCACUUCACUUUAUGGUCUGAUCCUGAACAACAACAAGCUAACAAAGAUUCACCCCAAAGCCUUUCUAACCACAAAGAAGUUGCGAAGGCUAUAUUUAUCCCACAAUCAACUAAGUGAAAUACCACUUAAUCUUCCCAAAUCAUUAGCAGAACUCAGAAUUCAUGAAAAUAAAGUUAAGAAAAUACAAAAGGACACAUUCAAAGGAAUGAAUGCUUUACAUGUUUUAGAAAUGAGUGCAAACCCUCUUGAUAAUAAUGGGAUAGAGCCAGGGGCAUUUGAAGGGGUGACGGUGUUCCAUAUCAGAAUUGCAGAAGCAAAACUGACCUCAGUUCCUAAAGGCUUACCAACAACUUUACUGGAGCUUCAUUUAGAUUAUAAUAAAAUUUCAACAGUGGAACUUGAGGAUUUUAAACGGUACAAAGAACUGCAAAGGCUGGGCCUAGGAAACAACAAAAUCACAGAUAUUGAAAAUGGGAGUCUUGCUAACAUACCACGUGUGAGAGAAAUACAUUUGGAAAACAAUAAACUAAAAAAAAUCCCUUCAGGAUUACCAGAGUUGAAAUACCUCCAGAUAAUCUUCCUUCAUUCUAAUUCAAUUUCAAGAGUGGGAGUAAAUGACUUCUGUCCAACAGUGCCAAAGAUGAAGAAAUCUUUAUACAGUGCAAUAAGUUUAUUCAACAACCCAGUGAAAUACUGGGAAAUGCAACCUGCAACAUUUCGUUGUGUUUUGAGCAGAAUGAGUGUUCAACUUGGGAACUUUGGAAUGUAAUAAUUAGUAACUGGUAAUGUCCAUUUAAUAUAAGAUUCAAAAAUCCUUACAUUUGGAAUACUUGAACUCUAUUAAUAAUGGUAGUAUUAUAUAUACAAGCAAAUAUCUAUUCUCAUGUGGUAAGUCCACUGACUUAUUUUAUGACAAGAAAUUUCAACAGAAUUUUGCCAAACUAUUGAUACAUAAGGAUUAAGAGAAACAAGCAUCUAUUGCAGUUUCUUUUUUCAUACAAAUGAUCUUACAUAAAUCUCAUGCUUGACCAUUCUUUUCUUCAUAACCAAAAGACAUUCAGUAUUUAACACUUUGUUAUCAAGCAUAUUUUAAAAAGAACUGUACUGUAAAUGGAAUGCCUAACUUGGCAAAAUUUGUGCUCUUUCAUGUGCUGUUAGAAAAACAAAAUUAAUAAAGACAGAAGCCGGGCAUGGUGGCUUAUGUCUGUAAUCCCAUCACUUUGGGAG
This is a messenger RNA of Sapajus apella (tufted capuchin), 1970 nucleotides long. It is a transcript of the gene ASPN, whose product is annotated as asporin. NCBI's taxonomy places the organism in Eukaryota, Metazoa, Chordata, Mammalia, Primates, Cebidae. The transcript has 9 exons. Bases 388 to 1512 code for a protein of 374 amino acids. Gene Ontology annotation, molecular function: protein binding. The record is from RefSeq and is a predicted model, not a curated record.